UGUGCUCCCUCUAGUGGUGCAGAGUGGCAAUACAGUCUGUGAGCUGUGUGUAUACUGCAAUCUCUGGCUCCUGGUUGGCUGGAGCAGGCAGCAGUCUGCACAUACUUCUUUAUCCCAGCCUUGCUGAUCAGACCUGCUGCUGUAUCUUCUGCGUGAGCAGCUCCUUCUUCUUUCUGCCCUCUCCAACCCCCCUGCUCAUCAUGACAGUCAAGCAUCUAGAUCAGGGCCAGCAUUUCAGGCCAAGGAUGGCAUUCCUCAAAAAGAUUGAGGCUCUGCUGUUAGAGAUGCAGGAUGCUGAUACCGGUAUCAAGACCCACACACAGCGACUCAUGAUAACAACGAUCCCACAUGCUGUUACAGGUCAAGAUAUCCUGGAAUGGUUAAUACAGAGUCUGCAGAUUGCAGACGAAGAGGCCCAACACCUCGGAAACCUCAUGGUGAGCUGUGGAUACAUCUAUCCCUUGCAAGAGCCCACCAACCUGGUGCUGAAAGCUGACAGCAGCCUGUAUAGAUUUCAGACUCCAUAUUUCUGGCCAACGCAGCAGUGGCCAGCAGAAGACACAGACUAUGCAAUCUAUUUGGCAAAGAAAAACAUCAGGAAAAAGGGCAUAUUGGAAGAAUAUGAAAAGGAGAACUAUAGCACCCUGAAUAAGAAAAUCAACCACAAAUGGGAUUUCGUUGUCAUGCAGGCGAAGGAGCAAUACAAGGCCGGAAAAGAGAGGAAGAAAUCGGAUCGAGUGGUUUUGGACUGUCAGGAAAAAGCUUACUGGCUUGUUCACCGACCCCCUCCCGGAACGCUGGAUGUGUUGGACCAUGGACUCAAUCGGGCAACUGACCCCAAUGUUGUUAAGAAGAAGACGGUGGAUCACUACAGGAGACAUAUCAUGUAUUACCAGCAGUCGCUGAUGAGAUCAACAGUAAAGUCUUCAGUUUCCCUGGGUGGAUUGCUGAAGUUUUGUGAGCAGUAUUACUCUCAUGACCCCAUCAUGUCGGGGUGCCUUCCCAGUAACCCCUGGAUAACAGAUGACACCAUGUUCUGGGAGCUGAAUGCUAAACUUGUGGAGUUGCCCACGAAGCUGCGGGUGGAACGCUGGGGCUUUAAUUUCAGUGAACUGAUUCGAGACCCCAAGGGCCGACAGAGCUUCCAGCUUUUCCUCAAGAAGGAAUUCAGUGGGGAGAACAUGAGCUUCUGGGAGGCCUGCGAGGACCUGAAGUAUGGAGAUCAGUCCAAGGUCAAGGAGAAGGCAGAAGAGAUUUACAAGCUCUUCCUGGCCCCAGGGGCGAGACGCUGGAUUAACAUUGAUGGGAAAACAAUGGACAUCACGGUUAAAGGCUUGAAACAUCCUCACCGAUACGUCCUGGAUGCAGCCCAGACCCACAUUUACAUGCUGAUGAAAAAGGAUUCUUAUGCGAGGUACCUGAAGUCUCCCAUCUACAAGGAAAUCCUUGCUAAGGUCGUCGUCCCACAGGAGACCAAAAAGAGUAAUUUCCCCUUAAUGCGUCGCCAUCGGAGAUCCAGUCCCAGCCCAGUGAUCCUCAGGCAGCUGGAGGAGGAGGCCCGAGCAAAGGAGGCAGCAAACACUGUGGAUAUUACUCAGUUGUGCCAUUACACUGCUCCGAUCCCUCACCUGACUGUCUACACCGGCACCUGCACCCCUCCCUCCCCAAACAGCCUGUUCCUCCCCUGCCACCCUCUGGGGGACCUCUGCACGCCUUCUCCUGGACACUUUACAAUGCCAAACACAGCUGCCUGCCCCUCCCCCAUUAGCGUUGCUAUAGAGAGCACCCCGGGCGUGGAAAGGAAAUGGGAGACAAACAGCGCUAAUGAGAACCAGUUUGCGUCUCCUGCUGAUAAUGCAGAGGGUUCUUUUGGAUCAGACGGAGGCACCGAUCGCAACCAUCUCUCUAUCCCCUCAGAACUCAGACCGACCCAAAAAUCCAAGGUCACCUUAUCCUUCAGCAGGUUGUUAAAGAAGGGGUGCUCCAAUUCCCCUGUAUUCGCCACCCUGUCCCCCAAGUGCCCUGCGGUGAAUCACGGGAAAGUGCAGCCACUCAAUGACAUUGACCAGGAACUGCAGCAAUCCUCCCGAAAGGUCUCAAAUUUUUUCCAGAUAAAGGUGGAUAUCCCAUCCGAGUGCCGGAUUUGCCCCUUAGAUUCAGAAGAGGAGGACAGCCAACUCGCUUGCAAGGAUUCCAUCCAGGAAGUUAUCUGCCCAUGGGAGAACAUGACAGAAGAAAACAAGGUGGGGUAAGGGCUGGAGGGGCCCCUGCUACCAACUCUUUCCUGGGGACAGAUGAGACUGUUCAACAAACUGAGAUCCAGGAAUCUCUAUAAAAUCAAUGAAGUGCAUUAGGAUCUAUAUAGAAUCCAGAAAUCAGUAACCAGUUCACUGCCAGACAAGUAUGGGAAACUCCUGAUUAAGCACAGAAGUACUGACCAAUACAAACCUACCUGGAAUCCCUUGCAACUCAGAACCUGAACUGCGCACCCCACUGGUAGUAAAUGGGUUAAGCAGUGUUGUUGCCAGGCACAGGGGGCAUCCUUUGCUUUUGUUCAUUUCCCAUUUGUCCCUUUUUUUUGGGGGGGGGUGUCACACUGAAUCAGAUUGUCCAUUUUGGAGGUACAAGGUGACCCCCAGGGCCAAACACUGCCCCCCAUAAUGACCUUUGUAUCACAUGAUCACUUGUAUGCCAUGUAGUGUCCUAAAACUUGUCAUAUACUGAAUAAUGCACCUCCUGCCCCUAUGUCAGAUUGGGGUCACCCAAAUCUGGAACAAAUAUGCAGAUAAAUUGCCUUUACUCGGACCAAAUACUCAUAGUUUUUAUGAGUGAUUGUAGACAUAGAAUUGUGCCAUCAUCCUACUCAAAGAAAGGCCGUAGGAAAUAACAGUGGGGGCAAAAACACACAUACCUGCACCUCUAUAAAUGGAGAGUGAGGCUUGGCACCAGUGUGGGGCAGUUAAACUGGAAUUAUGGGGUAAAAAAUAGUGAUGCAUUGUGGUUGAAGUGGAAGAAAAACAUGGCAGACUGUUCUUAUUUUUGCACUUUGCCUUUCUUAGUCGAACGAGGCCUAAGGGGUCAUUUACGAACACACCGACAUUUUAAUGCAACUCAUUACAUCCGUCCUGUGCUCAGUAAAACUGGGGUACCCCUUCCCUACACCUGCUGGUAGCUCCAGUGCUAAUCCAAUGGAUCAGUGAACAUGCGCUCCAGAAGUGACACAUCUGGACAAGACUUGGGUAAAAAUGCUGCAUUAUAUAUACAAAAAACAUGACAUUUUUAAAAUGUCCACUUUGUAAAUGAUUCCAUAAAUGAGUUCUGCUGGAGUUGACGUUCCUCAGAUUCAGGGUCAGACUGACCAACCAAAGCAUUUCCAAGUAGCCGUCACCCAGGACAGGACAUUUCCCAUCAGCCUUUUUUUUUAUUCUAAUCUAUGUCUAUAUGUAAGCACUGUGAGAAUGAUCCCUCCAUGUCAUGUUCUCUGGAUGCACAUUCCAACACUCCUCAGUUCUGUGUGCAGAUAUUUUUCCCAUGAUCCCCUGUAUAACUUCCCUUUAUCUGUAAAACAGAAAGUCAGAUGCCUUAUUGUUGGGAAAAUUUCCUUGAAUAAAAACACAAGAGAAACCCUAUAAA
Molecule: messenger RNA, 3633 nt
Organism: Xenopus laevis (African clawed frog)
Lineage: Eukaryota; Metazoa; Chordata; Amphibia; Anura; Pipidae
Product: regulator of G-protein signaling 9
Exons: 19
Coding region: 201-2252 (683 amino acids)
Source: RefSeq, a predicted model, not a curated record